GCGCGGCGGCGCGAGACCUCGUGGAGCCGAGGCGCGCGCGCCCCCCCUCGAGCGCGAAGCCCGUGAGGAGCCGCCAUGAGUGGCAAAGAAGGGCCAGGCGGGUUUCGCAAAAGGAAACACGACAAUUUCCCACAUGGGCCGAGAAGAGAGGGGAAGGACGAGGGUUCGUCUUCGGCGGUGAUGGCCUCGUUUAAGUUGUUUCAACAGGAACUUGAUACCAGGCAUGACAAAUACGAGAGGCUUGUGAAACUCAGUCGAGAUAUAACUGUUGAAAGCAAAAGGACCAUCUUCCUUCUCCAUCGGAUUACAAGCGCUCCAGAUGCCGAGGAGAUACUGACCGAAUCGGAGAGUAAGCUGGAGGCCGUCAGGCAGAAAAUGAAGCAGGUGGCCCAGGAGCUACUGGGUGAAGACCUGCACCAGUUCCACCGGGCCAUCACUCCAGGUCUCCAGGAAUACGUCGAGGCGGUGUCUUUCCAACACUUCAUCAAAACGCGAUCGCUCAUCAGCGUGGAGGAGAUCAAUCGUCAGUUGGUGUUUGUGACCGAAGCCCCCGGGGAGGAGGAGAAGCAGACGCUCUCUCCUGCGGCCCAGAGCGGGCCGCCCGGCCCCUGCAGCUUGCAGGUGACCCCCGUGGACUACCUCCUGGGGGUGGCCGACCUGACCGGGGAGCUGAUGAGGCUGUGCAUCAGCAGCGUGGGCAACGGGGACAUGGACACCCCCUUCGAGGUGAGCUGCUUCCUGCGGCAGGUGUACGACGGCUUCUCCUUCAUCGGCAACACCGGCCCCUACGAGGUGUCCAAGAAGCUGUACGUCCUGAAGCAGAGCCUGGGCAAGGUGGAGAACGCCUGCUACGCCCUGAAGGUGCGGGGCUCCGAGAUCCCUAAGCACAUGCUGGCCGAUGUGUUUGCCACCAAAGCCGACCCCAUCGACCGGGAGGAGGGCAUCGCGUAGGGGUCGUCACGUCAUGCCUCGGGGCGGGGCGGGGGCCGGCCGCUGUGGCAGUUCUCUGAUCGCGGUCGCCGUGGGGACAGCCGAUCUCUUUCCCCACACGAUGUUGUACUGAACCUUCCGAGUUCCCAAGCAAACGGCCUCUCGCACUCCCAUCAGUAGACGUCCCCGUGCUGCCCGCGGAUGUCCGAGCUGAUCACCGGCCCACUGGUGAUGUUGGACCCCUCCCGGUCCCCGACCCCUUCCCCUUCCACCCCCGUCGCGGCAGCUUCUGGGUUCUGGUGUGUGGCUUGCAGAAGGCUCCGGGGCAUCCUUGACCGUCUCACCUGAUCAGAGAGGACCGUCGCUCUGAUGGAGUGGCUUACCUGGUCCCGCCUCCCGCACCGUCAACCGGCGUUCCUGUUUCCGACCGGGUGCCAAGCCAAGGUGCCCCGGAGAGAGCUGGCCGGUCGGCAGGUGGGCCGGAGGAAGCGGUUCCUCAAACUAGGGAUUGAUUGAUUGAUUGAUGGGGGCCGGGCCCCUGCAGCUUGGAAAGCUGGACUCCCGGCUAGAGUGAUUUCUGGAAGAACGGUCUGAAUGGCAAACUCCCGAUGUCGUUGGCUGUCCUUUUCUUGGCUUGGGUCUCUGUUGACCGUGGCCCCCCUGCCCCUCCGGCUGUCCGCCGGCAGUCAGAACUCGGAGCCGACCGGACUACCCCCCCGUUGCCAGCAAACAAACGCGAAGUAGGAUCCACACUUGGGAAAUUUCACCCUGCCUGGUGUCCCCUUUUCGGUGUCAGGGCCAUCUCCCCGGGCUUCUUGUUUCUUUGGUGUUUCUCUGUGGAAGGAGGGAGGGAGAACUUCCAAGUGAACCAGCUCACCCAAACCCUGUCCACCCUGUGACGUCUGCUACCCGAAGGCGCUCGGGAAACAGAACCAGAGCAGUCGGCCCUCCCCGACUCCAUGGUCAAGCCACCCGCCGACCAGCGGCACGGUUUCGGGGACCCCACCACGUCCCCCGCCCCCAAGCCCACCUCGAACAGGUGCAGCCUUCCACGGUAGCACCUGUACCCACCUGUGAGGGCCACGGUGGCUCCCGAGCCCUCAGGGCCAGGCAGCCCGGUGGUCUGUACUGUGGGGGACCAAGACUCGGAUGUGGCAGGAGUUUGGACGACGCCUCCCCUCUGGGCCUUUCUGAAGUGGAUUUCUGGGUUACUCACGUUCCCCGCCCGACGCUCGCCGUCAUCCGGCCCCGGUGGCGUUUCCCACCAUUGACGCGGUUGUCCUGGCCGUCGUGGGCCCCUCGGUCAGCUGGUGGACUCGGGGCCCCUCUGGCCACCAUUCUGCCGUUCAGCAUCGGUUCAUCAGACUUAAGCCACCUGUUUUCCCCGAAACGUUUUGAAUAAAUCCGUUUUUAAAGUACAAGUCUCACGGAGGUGCCGCCCAUUUAUUCAUCCGAUCCCCAGGGGAGCGGGGAAGGCCAAAGAGACCCAGAGAAGGACAUUCACGUCUGGGAAAGGGAACCGUGACAAAAGGGAGAACUGACACCGGGAAACCAGAAGCCAGGAGGGCAGAGGAAGCGUUUUUAAGGACACGGUGAGACAAAGCCUCAGACUGUUGCAUCCCGGUUGGAAACUGGAAAAAAGUUGCUUUGGAGAGAGCUGCGUGGCCCACCACCCGCAAGAAGGAAAGGGCUGUCUCUGAGGAGAAGCUUCAUGAGGAACGAGAGACACGGAGGCAAAAGAAAACAGCAACAAACAUCGAACGUGGCAACAGGAUGAGGGACAACCAUUUUAUGCGGGCAUUGUGGCCGGGACUGUGGAUCCCACAUUGGCCUAUCCAGCACAUUCUUAGGGAGACCUCACCGUCUCCACUGUCGUCUCUGAGUACGGAGGACAGCUAUAGACACGGUGCUCUGCACAAAGGAAGUGCCUAAUAAAUGCCGUUAUUAUUACUAC
Messenger RNA from Tachyglossus aculeatus (Australian echidna), 2884 nucleotides. It is a transcript of the gene TSNAX, whose product is annotated as translin associated factor X. The record is from RefSeq and is a predicted model, not a curated record. Bases 76 to 951 code for a protein of 291 amino acids. Gene Ontology annotation, molecular function: RNA binding; RNA endonuclease activity; sequence-specific DNA binding. Lineage: Eukaryota; Metazoa; Chordata; Mammalia; Monotremata; Tachyglossidae. The transcript is spliced from 6 exons. Gene Ontology annotation, cellular component: nucleus; cytoplasm.